Molecule: messenger RNA, 785 nt
Organism: Ipomoea triloba (trilobed morning glory)
Lineage: Eukaryota; Viridiplantae; Streptophyta; Magnoliopsida; Solanales; Convolvulaceae
Product: kirola-like
Exons: 2
Coding region: 21-464 (147 amino acids)
Biological process (GO): defense response
Source: RefSeq, a predicted model, not a curated record
ACUAUUCUCUUUGGCAAAAGAUGGGCCUAAGAGGCAAGGUAGUUGGGCAGGUAGAGAUCAGUUUUCAUGGAGAUGUUUAUUAUGAAAUCUAUAGAGAGAGACCACAUGAUGUGCCCUCCAUGUGUUCAGCUAUUCAUUCAAUUGAAGGCCAGGGAGGAACCGUGGGCUCUACCAUCACCUUGAAAUUUACCCAUGAUGGGAAGACCAAAAUGGCAGAAGAUGUUAUUGAGGCCAUAGAUGAUGAGAAGAAAUUGGUAAAAUUCAAAGUGGUCAAAGGUGACAUCUUGGAGUCUUAUAAGAGUUUCAGCCUAACAUGUCAAGUUCAUAGCAAUGAUGAUGACCAUUUUGUGACUUGGACUCUUGAGUAUGAGAAGUUGAGUGAGGAGAUUCCCGAGCCACUCUCUUAUCUCCAAACUAUCCUAGAUAUUACCAAAGAAAUGGAGAAUCAUCAUGCAAAGAAAUAAUAAUCCUGGGAGGAAAGAAAUUAUAAUCCUACUCUAUAAUAAAGUAGAAGAUCGAUUUUUUGUUAUAAAAAAUAAUGAUGAUGAUAACGGUUGGUACCUGGCAUUUUCAGUUAUUAAAUGAUUGUAUAUGACGCACGGUAUAGCAAAUAUAUGUCUUUCUACGUCUUUUUCAAUUUGAUUGAUAAAGGUUUGUGUUGUGGUCUUGAUGCAUAUGAAUUAUAUCUAGUUUUAGAAUAAUUCUAUGCAUAUUAGUGUGUACCAUAUAUAACAUAUAUGUACUGUUACGCAUUAUGAAUGUCACAUAAAUAAAUUGAACUAUAA